GUCUUUAUGCUGUCUGGAGUCCUGCUGCCCCAGCCCUGCCUUCCUGUGGACUCCAGGGCCCCACCAGGCCCUCAUGGCUAGACCACAGGCCGCAGCAUCCCUGUCACCCUGCCUCUUCCUGGGCAUCUUCCCCAAGGCCCAGCGAUGCCAGAGGUCACCACAGACCUGCCGUUCCCACUCUCCCGGGUGUCCUGGCUGGGGCCUGGGCCUCCUGUCUCCCAAGAGCCAUCCACUUCUAAGACGCUUAGGACUUGGAGCCUCCCAAGACCUCAGGCUGAAGAACAGCAAGUGGCAGAAACUCAGGCCGGGGCGUCCUUGCUGGGGGUAGGAGGAAGCCUGCUUGGGGUGACAGUCACACGAGGGUGACACAGGCCCUGCUGGCCCUGAGCUGGCCUGCCUCCAGCCACAUCCUCUUUCCUCCCCGUGUUCCCCACGCCAGGGUGCUGGCCUGGCCACUGCUCACCACUUCCUGCUUUGCUGGCCCAGCGACGUGGUGGGGUUUCCCUAGGGCCACACACAAGCCCCUUGCCCAUGUAAUGGCCAAAAGCAGCCCCCUUGAACUUGUGCUAAGUACUGUGGAAGGAUUUCACUUCAUUUGCAGUGAGGAAACCAGCUCUGAGAGGUGAAAGGGCUUGCUCAGGGCCAUGCAGCGCACAUCCCAUAAUAAAACUCAGUUCAGAGACCUUGACACCCCCAUCCACCAUCAUUUCCAAAAGUGCUUUUUACAAAGCACUACUUUGUAAAAAGCUACUUCUUCGAAAGAACAAGUUUCCUGGCCCAGUGAGUGUGGGAAAUGCUCCAGCUGCUGUGUGCCUGCUGGCAGGUACUGCAUGGUAGACAUUCAAGGCUCUGAGAAGGCCUGCAGCAAAAACACCAGCCUCUCCCAGCCCAUUCCCAGGGAGCUUUUCUCAGGUCUAACACCUGGGCCUCCUUCCUAGACCAGGCAUUGCCAUCAAUGCCAAAGUGGCCAGGCUCCUGCUUGGGCCCCACAGCCUGUGGCACUGGGGUGAGAAGUAACUGCAGGAGGCGAGGGGAAGCCUGGAGCCCGGGAAGUGUCCACAGGUCUGGCCCGCAGCUCAUCUUGGCCACUGAUGAAAACGGGUGUUCUUUCCAAAAACAAGGCAGGCGCAGGACUCCUGAAGCACCGCCGGUUUAGCUUUUCCCAGACGUAACCGCCGUUAGAGCGUGGCAUGGAGCCUGUAGCUGUGCACUGAAUACUUCUAUUCCAAGCGGGCCUCCUCUCCGGGAUUAAGCGCCUCAGGACCGGUCCGCCAGGCCACAGCCUGGGCUCAACCUCUCCCAGACUUCCUGGACUCCAGUGGAGGCUUGGGCCGGGGGCGGGGCGUCCCUGGCCCCUCCCCGUCGUCCCGCCUGCCCGGAAAGGAGUGAGCGGCGCCAAGUCCCGGGCUGGCGGGAGUGCAGUUCUGAGUCCCGCCCGGCGUGCGCGGAGCGGGGCAGCCGGCAGCAGAGGCGCGGCGCGCAGCACACCCGGGGACCAUGGGCUCCAUGUUCCGGAGCGAGGAGGUGGCCCUGGUCCAGCUCUUUCUGCCCACAGCGGCUGCCUACACCUGCGUGAGUCGGCUGGGCGAGCUGGGCCUCGUGGAGUUCAGAGACCUCAACGCCUCGGUGAGCGCCUUCCAGAGACGCUUUGUGGUUGACGUUCGGCGCUGUGAGGAGCUGGAGAAGACCUUCACCUUCCUGCAGGAGGAGGUGCGGCGGGCUGGGCUGGUCCUGCCCCCGCCAGAGGGGAGGCUGCCGGCACCCCCACCCCGGGACCUGCUGCGCAUCCAGGAGGAGACGGAGCGCCUGGCCCAGGAGCUGCGGGAUGUGCGGGGCAACCAGCAGGCCCUGCGGGCCCAGCUGCACCAGCUGCAGCUCCACGCUGCCGUGCUACGCCAGGGCCAUGAACCUCAGCUGGCAGCCGCCCACACAGAUGGGGCCUCAGAGAGGACGCCCCUGCUCCAGGCCCCCGGGGGGCCGCACCAGGACCUGAGGGUCAACUUUGUGGCAGGUGCCGUGGAGCCCCACAAGGCCCCUGCCCUAGAGCGCCUGCUCUGGAGGGCCUGCCGCGGCUUCCUCAUUGCCAGCUUCAGGGAGCUGGAGCAGCCGCUGGAGCACCCCGUGACGGGCGAGCCAGCCACGUGGAUGACCUUCCUCAUCUCCUACUGGGGUGAGCAGAUCGGACAGAAGAUCCGCAAGAUCACAGACUGCUUCCACUGCCACGUCUUCCCGUUUCUGCAGCAGGAGGAGGCCCGCCUCGGGGCCCUGCAGCAGCUGCAGCAGCAGAGCCAGGAGCUGCAGGAGGUCCUCGGGGAGACAGAGCGGUUCCUGAGCCAGGUGCUAGGCCGGGUGCUGCAGCUGCUGCCGCCAGGGCAGGUGCAGGUCCACAAGAUGAAGGCCGUGUACCUGGCCCUGAACCAGUGCAGCGUGAGCACCACGCACAAGUGCCUCAUUGCUGAGGCCUGGUGCUCUGUGCGAGACCUGCCCACCCUGCAGGAGGCCCUGCGGGACAGCUCGAUGGAGGAGGGAGUGAGCGCCGUGGCUCACCGCAUCCCCUGCCGGGACAUGCCCCCCACGCUCAUCCGCACCAACCGCUUCACGGCCAGCUUCCAGGGCAUCGUGGAUGCCUACGGCGUGGGCCGCUACCAGGAGGUCAACCCCGCUCCCUACACCAUCAUCACCUUCCCCUUCCUGUUUGCUGUGAUGUUCGGGGAUGUGGGCCACGGGCUGCUCAUGUUCCUCUUCGCCCUGGCCAUGGUCCUUGCGGAGAACCGGCCGACUGUGAAGGCCGCGCAGAACGAGAUCUGGCAGACUUUCUUCAGGGGCCGCUACCUGCUCCUGCUCAUGGGCCUGUUCUCCAUCUACACUGGCUUCAUCUACAACGAGUGCUUCAGUCGCGCCACCAGCAUCUUCCCCUCGGGCUGGAGUGUGGCCGCCAUGGCCAACCAGUCUGGCUGGAGUGAUGCAUUCCUGGCCCAGCACACGAUGCUUACCCUGGAUCCCAACGUCACCGGUGUCUUCCUGGGACCCUACCCCUUUGGCAUCGAUCCUAUCUGGAGCAUGGCUGCCAACCACUUGAGCUUCCUCAACUCCUUCAAGAUGAAGAUGUCCGUCAUCCUGGGCGUCGUGCACAUGGCCUUUGGGGUGGUCCUCGGAGUCUUCAACCACAUGCACUUUGGCCAGAGGCACCGGCUGCUGCUGGAGACGCUGCCGGAGCUCACCUUCCUGCUGGGACUUUUCGGUUACCUCGUGUUCCUAGUCAUCUACAAGUGGCUGUGUGUCUGGGCUGCCAGGGCCGCCUCGGCCCCCAGCAUCCUCAUCCACUUCAUCAACAUGUUCCUCUUCUCCCACAGCCCCACCAACAGGCUGCUCUACCCCCGGCAGGAGGUGAUCCAGGCCACGCUGGUGGUCCUGGCCUUGGCCAUGGUGCCUGUCCUGCUGCUUGGCACACCCCUGCACCUGCUGCACCGCCACCGCCGCAGCCUGCGGAGGAGGCCCGCUGGCCGACAGGAGGAAGACAAGGCCGGGUUGCUGGACCUGCCUGACGCAUCUGUGAAUGGCUGGAGCUCCGAUGAGGAAAAGGCAGGGGGCCUGGAUGAUGAAGAGGAGGCCGAGCUCGUCCCCUCCGAGGUGCUCAUGCACCAGGCCAUCCACACCAUCGAGUUCUGCCUGGGCUGCGUCUCCAACACCGCCUCCUACCUGCGCCUGUGGGCCCUGAGCCUGGCCCACGCCCAGCUGUCUGAGGUUCUGUGGGCCAUGGUGAUGCGCAUAGGCCUGGGCCUGGGCCGGGAGGUGGGCGUGGCAGCUGUGGUGCUGGUCCCCAUCUUUGCCACCUUUGCCGUGAUGACCGUGGCCAUCCUGCUGGUGAUGGAGGGACUCUCAGCCUUCCUGCACGCCCUGCGGCUGCACUGGGUGGAAUUCCAGAACAAGUUCUACUCGGGCACGGGCUACAAGCUGAGUCCCUUCACCUUCGCUGCCACAGAUGACUAGGGCCCACUGCAGGUCCUGCCAGACCUCCUUCCUGACCUCUGAGGCAGGAGAGGAAUAAAGACGGUCUGCCCUGGCA
Gorilla gorilla gorilla (western lowland gorilla) is the source of this 4066-nucleotide messenger RNA. It is a transcript of the gene TCIRG1, whose product is annotated as T cell immune regulator 1, ATPase H+ transporting V0 subunit a3. Gene Ontology annotation, cellular component: plasma membrane; vacuolar proton-transporting V-type ATPase complex; vacuolar proton-transporting V-type ATPase, V0 domain. The transcript is spliced from 21 exons. Lineage: Eukaryota; Metazoa; Chordata; Mammalia; Primates; Hominidae. The record is from RefSeq and is a predicted model, not a curated record. Gene Ontology annotation, molecular function: ATPase binding; proton-transporting ATPase activity, rotational mechanism. Gene Ontology annotation, biological process: vacuolar acidification; proton transmembrane transport. The coding region runs from base 1498 to 3990 and encodes 830 amino acids.